UCCGAACGUAACACUAUUUUUUUGUCCGAGCCUAUUAUCACUAUAAAAACGUAACACUAUGUCUUCUGAAACCAGUACACCUUAUACUCCAGCUUCCACCUCUACUACUGUUGCUGGAAAUGAGACUGUCUCGUUGGCGGACGAAAUUAAAAAAUAUGAUACGGCCAAGCUUAUAGAUUUCUUGCGUGGGGAAAAGGACUUACUUCUUAACGAUGCUCAUUUCGAAAUUUUGCGCAAACGAGAAAUAGUCGGUCGAGCUUUCCUCAACAUGGACAAACAAGAUUUCAGAGAUAGUGGGUUUGAAAUAGGAACAGCCAUAGUACUUGCGGACUUCGCUAAGGAGUGUAAGGAGAAAAAGAAGCGUGCGUUUUCCUCAUACCGCAGUUUGGAGGAAGUGUUAGAAAAAUACGGCAUUAAGAGUAGUAGUAUAACGAGCAUCCCCCAGUUCACACCAGAGAUUAAGCUCUGCAUUGAUGACAUUCUUCGUAGGAUAAAAAACAUGGGGCCAGUCGUAGAUAGAUUGGUAAUCUUACCUCAGAUGAAUGUAUCUGGUGAAGAAAGUUCCGGCCGUGUAGAUUAUGCGAUCAAGAAAAUACUGGAUGAUUUGCUCGAAGAAAUAAUAUGCAUAACCGAAGGAAAGCAAAACCAGCCAGGGAAAGGAGUGGCUCAGAACCUUAUGCAAUGUCGAAGUUCGUGCGAAAUGAACUUAGAUACGCUCAAGAAAAAGCGUACGGCUGAUGAAGCAUUCGAGGAGUAUGAAUAUGUCUAUGGUAUCGUCACAACAGCCACGGACUGGUAUUUCAUUCUACAUAGCACCGAGGCUAUCUAUUGUACGAGCAAGACUGAGUAUCGCAUCUCUCUGACUGAAGACGCACUCAAGGACUCAACCGACUUGCGCAAGAAUGUGAAGAGGAUUUUAGGGGUUAUAGUGGGCUUGUUAAGAGAUAGGGUAUCAGCUAGUGAGGAACCCGCAAAUAAGAAGCGCCGUGUAGAAGAAAUAAUCAAGAAAAAAUAAUCAUGUAUAUUAGAUAGACAUCAUGUAUCACGGGCUACGUCCCGAACAUUUGUAUUUAUUU
Messenger RNA from Rhizophagus irregularis DAOM 181602=DAOM 197198, 1076 nucleotides. NCBI's taxonomy places the organism in Eukaryota, Fungi, Glomeromycota, Glomeromycetes, Glomerales, Glomeraceae. The record is from RefSeq and is a predicted model, not a curated record.